Molecule: messenger RNA, 1285 nt
Organism: Stegodyphus dumicola
Lineage: Eukaryota; Metazoa; Arthropoda; Arachnida; Araneae; Eresidae
Product: transcription factor Sox-14-like
Biological process (GO): neuron differentiation; brain development; positive regulation of transcription by RNA polymerase II
Cellular component (GO): nucleus
Molecular function (GO): DNA-binding transcription activator activity, RNA polymerase II-specific; RNA polymerase II cis-regulatory region sequence-specific DNA binding
Source: RefSeq, a predicted model, not a curated record
CAGACGGGUUUGUUGAGACAUGCGUACGCUGUAAUCGCUGCCUUGUCACAAAAUAAAUCCUGCGUUAACAAAAAGAAUAAUAAAAGGAAUUUGUUGUAAAAGCGGAAAGAAAUAAUGGUCGCUUGAUAAAAGAGCUGUGACUAGUCUUUUUUACACAAUGGCGGACAUAACGAAGAUGACUUGCAGCAACGACCACGUGAAGCGACCGAUGAACGCAUUUAUGGUUUGGUCGAGAGGUCAGCGUCGAAAGAUGGCCCAAGAAAAUCCCAAAAUGCACAAUUCCGAAAUCAGCAAGCGACUGGGAGCUGAAUGGAAGCAGUUGACGGAACUCGAAAAGCGUCCUUUCAUCGAUGAAGCCAAGCGGCUCAGAGCGCUGCACAUGAAGGAACAUCCUGACUACAAGUACAGACCGAGGCGAAAACCGAAACCCGCGUCAGCGAAAAAGGACACGAGCCAUUUCUUCAGCCUGCCUCCUUUGGACCCCCUAACAAGGUAUACAUUCGGCGGAUCUCCCCUCGACAGCGAGAAAGCGGCAACAGCAAGGACUUUUCCUCUUUCUCUGCCUGCUCCAAGUCCUUACUACAGCUCCACCCUAGGGGAGCAGCUGAAAAAGAAUGGAGACUUUUCGCCGACUAGCCCAUAUCUUGCUUCGCCGACUUCUCUUUAUUCGUCCGCCGCAGCCAGCAGCAUUCUUUCUUCGCUAUCUUAUUCCAGGGCUUUCGGUAGCCCUUAUGGACUGUGCGGUUGUCCCCCCACCUACCUACCGACGCCGCCCCAAGAUCUGAGAAGCCCCUUCAGCUAUCUUUUUCUCAAACCCGAUGAAAGGAGAUAUCCAUCACCUCCAGCUAUCUCGGCAUCAUCCUUAAUGUGAGAACUAAAGCAAGAAAGAAAAUAUUAAGAAAGUUCUUGCUUCAUCUGGAUUAAAGAGUGACAACUGGACGCUAAUUUAUUGAAAAAUUACAAUAAACAUUGUUUUCAUAUAUUUAUGAUUGUAUAUCUGUAUAUAAAUAGUUCAACUUUGUCCUGUAAAGAUGCAAACUCAGGUUACUGAAUGCCAAACAUGUAAAAAGAACUGAUUUUCUGGUCAUUAUGUGUUAUAUGUGAUAACGUGUACAUUUUUUCCUACAAAUGUGUUUUAAUCUUUUGUUUGACCAGAACUGUAUAUAGAAUAAUAAUUGAAUGCAAAAUCUGUCUUGUAAUGCUAAGAGAUGUAGUUUGUUCGUUGUUUUGUUAUUUGCUAUAUAUAUUAUACAACAAAUGCAAUAAAAUCAUUACAAAAACUGAA